UAAAACUAAAAUGUAAAUAUACCUUUGUUUUUUCUCAAUUCGUUGACUACUUGAGAAUGAGGUUGCACAUCACAACUCCCAAGUCAAUUCCUCCCCAAUAAAGAAAAGAAAUUGCAAGACCCUUCCGCACGCGCACGCAGCACUAUAAAUAAAUCAACCACGCUAAGGAGGCCAAACGCCAAAGGGCAUUUGUUUGAGUGAGGACUUUUAUCAAACAGAUGGUGGGCAUUAGAGAGGGUCGUUGGGGAUUAGUAAUGGUAGUGGUGGCAGUAAUGGCGAUGGGAGUGGGGGAAGUGAUGGCGCUGACGGCUGCGGAAUGUAAGACGGAGAGAGAUAUGGCGGUGAGGGAGUGUUUAGCAGUGGUGUUUGGGAGGAAUCCGUCACCGGCGUGUUGCGAGAGAGCGAGAGUGAGCCAUACAGAGUGCAUUUGCGCAGCAGUUACGCCUAAGCUUAUGACUUAUGUUGAUCCUAGUCGCGCCAUUCGGCUCAUUCAAAGCUGCGGCCGUAGAGUCCCUCGCCAUUUCAAAUGUGGAAGUUUUACCACUCCAUGAAAUAUAACAUUGGGAUCAUCCAAGCAAACGUCAAGAGAAAAGGAAAAGAAAAAGAUGAAUAGAGAUGAAGAAUUGAUUGAUGUGUGAUUUUUUUUUCUUUUCACUUGUUUGUUUGUAAUUAAUUAAUAUGAAUUGCUUUUAAUUAUGACCUUAGUUAAAAUAAAUAGACGGUUAAAGUUUGUUAAGCUUAAUGUAUUCAAGUUUUUCUUUAUAUAAAUAUAUGAGUGAAGAUAUGAGAUUUGAAUAA
This is a messenger RNA of Cucumis sativus (cucumber), 798 nucleotides long. RefSeq lists its product as uncharacterized. The record is from RefSeq and is a predicted model, not a curated record. The transcript is spliced from 2 exons. The coding region runs from base 219 to 551 and encodes 110 amino acids. Lineage: Eukaryota; Viridiplantae; Streptophyta; Magnoliopsida; Cucurbitales; Cucurbitaceae.